AUGCUUCCGUCUAUUGCCCAGGACUCGCCCCUGGCGGCGGCUGUUGCCGACGUCAUCAAGCCGAAAUUGGUAGAAAUGGGCUGGAGUACGGACGACGGCCAAGAGUCUGCUCUCAUUGAAUACAUCGUCCUGAUGCUGGUCAACGGCAAGACCCAAGAACAACUUGCGACCGAACUCUCGAACGAUUUCCUAGGUCUUGAAGAGGGCGACACACAAGCGCUGGAAUUCUCAAGAUGGCUCUUUGGACAGGUUGAGAUUCUUAACCAUCAGAUCAACGGUGUUUCAAGUCAACCUGCAGCAGGGCAGGCUCCUUCGUUUGGACAAGGACCUACCCAGGCGCAGGGAUUUGAUGGAAAUGGACAAGAUUCGGAGAUGGGUGGCACGGCUGAUUCCAUACCCACUGGACCCAAGUCGAUGCGUAACGGAAAUCAACGACAAGGUGGCCGAGGGAGAAUGUUGAACCAACUCAACCGCAAUAUGGAUCGCGCAGGCGACGCCGCUUUGCACCGUGUUAACGGACAACAAGGCCGCAUCGGUGGUCGCGGUCGAGACCAGCGGGGUGGCAGACAGGGCCGCGGAGGUCGGAAUAUGGGCGGCAUGGGGAUGGGUCCCAAUAUGGGUAACGGCAUGAUGCAAAUGAGCCCCGAAAACCAGAUGCAGAUCAUGUCGAUGUUGGAGGAACAGGCACGGAUGAUGUCUCAACUCAUGCCCGGCUUUAGCUCCCCCGCUAUCAAUCCUUCCUUCCAGAAUGGCCAGUCUGGCCGCCCGCUCGGUGACCGUGUCCAGCGUCCAGGCCGCGGUGGACGUUUCCAAAAAGGCGCGCCGAAGCAGCGCCAAGAGGGAGGCGAUGUCGACAUGGAUACCGGAAUGGGUGGAGAGCAGGACGAGAGCAACACCGACAGCGUUUGCCGUUUCAACCUCCGAUGCACACGCAACGACUGCCCAUUCGCCCACCAGUCGCCUGCAGCCCCCGAAGGCACCUCGAUUGACCCCGCUGAUGUCUGCUCCUUUGGUGCCGCUUGCAAGAACCGCAAAUGUACUGGCCGUCACCCGUCACCGGCAGUCAGAUCUGCACACCAGGCCGAGGAGAUGUGCAAAUUCUACCCUCACUGCACCAACAAGUUCUGCCACUUCAAGCACCCCAGCAUGCCGCUCUGCCGCAAUGGAGCCGACUGCAAGACUGAGGGAUGCAAGUUCACACAUGUCCAGACCGCCUGCAAGUUUAACCCCUGCAUGAACCCCAGCUGCCCUUACAAGCACGCCGAGGGCCAGCGGGGUGCGUUCAAUGACAAGGUCUGGACUCCCAACUCCGGCACUCAUGUCAGCGAACGCAAGUUUGUCGAUGGCGAGGAAGGGACGGAGGAGUUGAUCAAGCCUGAGGCUAGUGCCGACGGGUCUCAGGGCCAGGAAAUGACCGCUUGA
Molecule: messenger RNA, 1422 nt
Organism: Penicillium cinerascens
Lineage: Eukaryota; Fungi; Ascomycota; Eurotiomycetes; Eurotiales; Aspergillaceae
Product: mRNA-binding protein NAB2
Exons: 2
Coding region: 1-1422 (473 amino acids)
Biological process (GO): regulation of mRNA stability
Cellular component (GO): cytoplasm; nucleus
Molecular function (GO): poly(A) binding
Source: RefSeq, a predicted model, not a curated record